AUGACUGAAAAACCAAUUAUUUUUGCACCAGAGACUUAUCAAUAUGAUAAAGAUACUCUCGAUGAAUCUAAAUUAUUAAAGGAUCCAAUUGAUCAAUUUACUAAAUGGUUUGACGAAGCUAAACUAGAUCCAAGAGAACCAUUACCUGAAGCAAUUACUUUUGCAUCUGCAGAAUUACCAUCAGGUAAAGUUAGUACAAGGAUUCUUUUAUUUAAAGAAUUAGACCAUAGAGGUUUCACCAUUUAUUCUAAUUGGAAAACUUCAGGAAAGGCUAAAGAUAUUUCAACAAAUCCAAAUGCCGCUGUAAAUUUCUUUUGGAGAGAUAUGCAAAGACAAGUUAGAGUUGAGGGUUUUACAGAAUUUGUCUCUCGUGAAAUGUCAGAAAGAUAUUUUAAUACUAGACCAAGGGGUUCUAAAAUUGGUGCUUGGUCUUCUGAACAAUCUCAUCCUUUAGCUAACAGAGAUGAAUUACAAAAAUUAGUUGAUGACAAUACAAAAAGAUUCGAUGGUGUCCCCGAUGACAAAAUUCCUUGUCCUGACUAUUGGGGUGGUCUAAGAGUCGUUCCUUUGCAAAUUGAAUUUUGGCAAGGUAGACCAAGUAGAUUGCAUGAUAGGUUUCUUUACUCAAGAAAUAAUGAAAAUGAACCUUGGACGUUAACUAGAUUAGCUCCAUAA
Molecule: messenger RNA, 675 nt
Organism: Maudiozyma saulgeensis
Lineage: Eukaryota; Fungi; Ascomycota; Saccharomycetes; Saccharomycetales; Saccharomycetaceae
Source: the annotation of a GenBank genome assembly